UUAUCAUUUAGUGAAGAAAAAAUGUAUUUUAUCCCAGUUCUUGAUAUUAUCAAAAUCAUAACACUCAUUGUGCAUUCAAUAGGAAUAAUUGGAAACUCACUGGUUUUAAUGAUCAUUUUUUGUAGAAGAUCAACGAGAACUAAGGCAUAUAUUUUUAUAGCAAAUCUGGCCUUAGCAGACAUUUGCUUCCUUCUUUUCCAAAUAGUUACUUCUGCCAUCAGAGUUCCAGGAAAUUUAAUGAUUUUCUCAUUUUAUGUGACAUUUGUGACAAUCACUGUCAGUAUUCACACUCUAGUGCUCUUAGCAAUUGAUAAGUUCUUAACACUCGUGCUGGUGUAUAAAUCUGUAGUGUUAAAGACAUCAAGAAACCUCCUCAUUACAGUGGCUUUGCUAUGGGCUGUCUCCAUAUUGGCAUGUAUCCCAGGCAGCAUGCUUCUCGACAUGGAUCAUGGCUACCUGUACCAAGCUGGUCCAUACGUUACUAUCAAUCAGACGUACAAUGUCGACAAAACGCCAUACCAGGCAAUUUUUGCCAGCUUUUUUGCAUUUAACUAUUUGGGUCCGCUGAUUGCAAUUACUGUGAUGUACGCCAAGGUUAUUUAUCAACUGAACUACAAGGACAGGCCAAACCCUGGGAACAAUCCAGCAGAGAUAAAAGUUAUCAAAGACAAAAGGAGGCUUACAUUUUUGAUGAUAGCAGUAACUGUUGUAUUUGCUGUCUGUUGGUUCCCAAAAUGGGUUGAUUAUUACCUACUUUUCUUCACAAAUGUGGACAAUACUAAUGAAACAUACAGGAUUUUUUCAGGUUUCGCUUAUUUUUCAGCAGUCAUUAACAGAGCUGUGAAUCCCAUCUUAUAUGCAUUUAUUUAUGUGGAUUUCAGAAAACAAGCUCUCAAUGUAUUUAAACAAAUGACAGUCUGUUGUAAGUAAUGGUUAUUGUAACAUAUUACUCCUACAUAAUUUAGAUUAAAUUAAAUUUCUAUUAAUCUCUUCAAAUAUGGGUUUUGUGAAUAUCUACAAAAGUGUAAAACAGCAGCACUUUCUUUAUUUUCUCGGUAAUUUUUUUUUCCACUCUCAGUCUUUGCUCAGCUGGCUAUUUUAAGUGUUCUAUUAUUGAUUGCUGCUUGUAAAAACAGUAUUUUGUAGUCUUGCUUUUUUAACUGUACACUAAAAUAUCACAAUGAAUUAGAUAAUUUUAGUAAAUAUAUCUAUAUUUUCACAGCAGCUUUAUCAGCAUAUGUUGCACAAAUCUUCUAUAUUUCUGUCGAACAUACGAUCAAUGGUUGUAUUCUUUCUCCAACAUGCCAUGGUUAUUUCUUUCUUUCUUACUUCCUCUUUAAUGAAGACCACUGAUAGUUCAAAUAAUGGCCUGUCUGCAU
Molecule: messenger RNA, 1379 nt
Organism: Lingula anatina
Lineage: Eukaryota; Metazoa; Brachiopoda; Lingulata; Lingulida; Lingulidae
Product: allatostatin-A receptor-like
Source: RefSeq, a predicted model, not a curated record